CGCACGGUGACUCUGCAACCCUUUCGGUUUAGGACGCUCCGGCCGGCUGUAGCGCGCGCGCAGGGGGCUACCCGGCUCCAAAAGCAGCAGCAGUAGCGGCUCGGCAGCGAUUACGCCUUGCGGGUGGAAGGAGAGCCCCUUGGGCCGCUGACGAGACGCCGUUCGACUCCGAGCCUCAUAGCAUCACAGUACCCCGGGGUGCUGAGCUACCCGCGCCGGGCACCCACCAACAUGACGCUCAAAUCCAGCCGGAGUGACAGCGUGAGCAGCAUGAGGACCGCGCUCUCCGACCUGUACCUGGAACACCUUUUGCAGAACAGGCCUAAGGCCGAGGCAGUUCCAUCCUCAAUGAAUGCAGUUUCCGAGGAUAUUUACUCCAAUGGCUCAGCCACGCUGGGCAGCCCAGCCCACACAAAUGGCCGGGAGAUACGGAAAAUGAGGUUCAUCCAGUUUGAAAAGGUCGCAGAGGAGCCCAUGGGUAUCACGCUGAAGCUGAAUGAGAAGAAGAGCUGUAUGGUGGCCAGAAUCCUCCAUGGAGGCAUGAUCCACAGGCAAGGCUCCCUUCAUGUGGGGGAUGAGAUCCUAGAAAUCAAUGGGAAGAGUGUCGCCAACCAAUCUGUAGACCAGCUGCAGAAGAUACUGAAAGAAACUAAGGGAACCAUUUCCCUAAAGGUCAUUCCCAACCAGCAAAGCCGCAUUCCUGCCCUCCAGAUGUUCAUGAAAGCCCAGUUUGACUAUGACCCCCGGAAGGACAGCCUGAUUCCUUGCAAAGAAGCUGGGCUGAAGUUCCAAACAGGAGACAUCAUUGAGAUCAUCAACAAGGAUGAUAGCAAUUGGUGGCAGGGCCGCGUGGAGGGUUCUUCCAAUGGAUCCGCAGGACUCAUCCCUUCCCUGGAGCUACAGGAAUGGCGCGUUGCAAGCAUGCCCCAGGGCAACCCCAGCGAAGCCCAAAGCUGUAGCCCUUUUGGAAAGAAGAAGAAAUGCAAAGACAAGUACCUGGCAAAGCACAGCUCAAUUUUUGAUCAGUUGGAUGUGGUGUCCUAUGAGGAGGUGGUGAGACUGCCAGCUUUCAAGCGGAAGACCCUGGUGCUUAUAGGGGCCAGCGGAGUUGGCCGAAGCCACAUUAAGAACACCCUGCUCAGCAAGAACCCGGAGAAGUUUGGAUACCCCAUUCCAUACACCACCCGUCCUCAGAAGAAGAACGAGGUGGAUGGGAAAGACUACCACUUUGUCACCACGGAGGAGAUGACAAAAGACAUCUCCGCCAACGAGUUCUUGGAGUUUGGGAGUUACCAGGGCAACAUGUUCGGCACCAAAUUUGAGACUGUGCACAAGAUUCACGAGCAGGACAAAAUUGCUAUUCUGGACAUUGAGCCACAGACACUGAAGAUCAUCCACACAGCUGAGUUCUCUCCUUUCAUUGUGUUCAUCGCUCCCACGGACAAGGCAGAUCAGUCAGAUACUUUGCUGCAGCUUCAGAAAGAUUCAGAGGCCAUCCGGAGCAGAUAUGCUCACUACUUCGACCUGUCGCUGGUGAACAAUGGUGUUGAAGAGAGCCUUGAGCAACUCCAGGAGGCCUUUGAGCGCGCUUGCAACUCUCCCCAGUGGGUUCCUGUGUCUUGGGUGUACUGAGCUGGUAGCUCCCAAAUCCCCUCUGCCAGCCCUCAUUACAGCAACCUGAGGACAAAGAGGGUCACCCAUUUGCCUGCUCUGUGCUUUGUCCAAUGCACAACCCCCUCGUCCUGUCCCCAUUCCUCAGGGCAGCUGUUGCUCUGUUACUGCCGGGGCAAGAGCCCCAUCCUUCCAGCUGCAAACACCCUCAGAAGAGUAUGUGCAUGGCUUGUGCUUAGCACAGGGUAGCCUACACAUAUGAAUGUUGGCACAUAAGGAGGAAAACCCCUAUCCAAAACCAUUAAGAUGUCUUCAGGAGUGAUAUUAAGAGCACCUUCCGGUGUGAAAGCCAUAUGCUGUGAAUGCUAAGAUGCAGGCUGAGCUGUGUUUUAAACUGAACAGUGUCACCUCAGUUUUAGAACCCAAAUUUCUUUAGAUCUUGUCAAGUGAGAUUUCCUUAUUGUAAUACACCACUGCUCCUUCAAGCUCCCCACAUAUUGUACACUAAUCUUCUGAGUCAGGUCAGCAAACUUUUUCAGCAGGGGGCCAGUCCACUGUACCUUAGACCUUGUGGGGGGGACAAACUAUAUUUUUGGGGGAAUGAACGAAUUCCUAUGCCCCACAAAUAACAUAGAUGCAUUUUAAAUAAAAGCACACAUUCUGUUCAUGUAAAAACACCAGGCAGGCCCUGCAUUUUAAAUAAAAGGACACAUUUUACUCAUGUAAAAACAUGCUGAUUCCUGGACCAUCUGCGGGCCGGAUUGAGAAGGCGAUUGGGCCACAUCCGGCCCCCGGGCCUUAGUUUGCCUACCCAUGUUCCGAGUGGAUGCUUCUUUGAAUUUUACACAUCUGCUGUCACCCACUGUCGGGUGACAGGCAGCUAGUGAUCAAUAUCUCCUUCCCCAGACAUGUGGACCAUUGUCCCUCUACAGACUUGUACUUGUCCAACUGUUCAUGCUCAGAAUCAGUACAGCUGUGAAUAACACACCAGUGGGAGCCAGAGUAGAUGCUAUUAAGUUUCAACUGGCAGCUAAUGACACAAGGAGGGAACAGGAAACAACUCAAGACUCUCAGCACCUGCAUGCUGUGCUCUGUAAAGAAAUUGCUCAUGGCACAUUUUUCACGUUAGGGUGGCUCACUUGUUAUAUGCAAAAUAACUGCCCUCCCUUCCUUAUUUGCCUUAUCAAAAACAAUUAACAGAGCAAGUUCAUUCCACCUCCACCUGCAAGCACAACCUUUGUGGUUGUUAUUUAACUAACUGUCCAUGUCUAAAACAAGACUGAGUCAUGUAACUAGCAGUUAAGGGUGUAGGGGUGUAAGCUUGACCUGCAUUGAAACCUCAUACCUUUGAGGAUACCAAAAAGACCCAAGAGAUGUGCAAUAGGGACCUUUGGUUGAGUCCAUUACAGGGAAAACAAGCAGCAAUAAAGUGUUGAAAUAUU
This is a messenger RNA of Zootoca vivipara (common lizard), 3053 nucleotides long. It is a transcript of the gene MPP1, whose product is annotated as MAGUK p55 scaffold protein 1. The record is from RefSeq and is a predicted model, not a curated record. Gene Ontology annotation, molecular function: protein binding. Lineage: Eukaryota; Metazoa; Chordata; Lepidosauria; Squamata; Lacertidae.